AUGGCCUCAACGGCUGCGGAUAAUAUUAGUACAGCAACCAAUGCACAUCACUGCAAAAGAUCCAUCACCACAAUCCGAAGGGAUGCGAUUGGCCUAUCAAGCACUCAUCACGCGGUGCAUGCAAAGGCAAAGACACGGCAAGGGUCGCCGUCGGCCUGCAGCAGACGGACAAGUCACCUCGCAUAUGUAAGCACUUUGGGCCUCGCAUCUGGCCGCGAGAGGCGCCUUGAUGCCCGGUGUGCUAAGUAUGAGCCUUUCUUCCGCCUCUGGUGGUAUGGAGUACCCUCCGGAUGUAUCCGUAGCCCAAGCCACGGAUCUGGGCACCGAUCGUUAACAGGGCUUAGUAGUGUUACGCUGCGUGGGUUGUUAGCUCGUGGUAGGGCUACAGCCAUCAAGGAACAUCUGCGACAACAGCACGGAGGAUUUGGCAUCUCCACGGACCCCCGAUUGAAUCUCAUCUUGCGAUCUCGGGGUUUGUUCACCGUUGGGCUUAGAGUAGCCAUGCGUGUAGCUGCCCAUGCUAGGCCUCUGAAGAUCCUUCGCCCCCUCUUACACCGAGUCCUUAGGCGCAAAAUAUCAUACACGGUGCAGCCAUAUACCACUACAUCAAGUCGAGACAUGCAAGACACGGGCACUCCCGAAAACAGCUCAUUUUUGGACGCCAGCCCAGGUCAUGAGCAUCACACCGCUGAACCGUACGGGGGAGCGAGGGACCAGAGAUGGAGCCGUAAAAUGAGCCCUACGGGGCAAAGAAUGCUACUCAGUGGGGUGAAACAUGAAUCAAAAAGCCCUCUCUCGUGUGUAACCAUCGACGUGAUGCCCAGGAUCCAGGACCUGGUGCUUGAUAUGCGAAGGCGGGAGCCACUUGCAGCAUGGAGGCGCAACGAGGGUUCACCUGGUAUCCGGAGUACAGAGAUGUACAUCACGAAGCCGCUGAGACAACGCUCUCCGGAAGCUCAACCCUUUGCAUCCGGCGCCAUGAAUUCAGCUUCAAAUGGCCUUGGAACCGGUCUAUUGACUUUUAGUCGUCAUGAGCUGCAUUUUUUUACAUCACGGUUUCAGCCAUGCGGUGCUGGCACCAUUGAGAAUGAUUUCUCGACAAGGGGAGUACGCCUCCAGUCGAGUGGCUUCUCUCGACUCCUGGAGUACGCCCGCCGUCGAGAAACCCUCUUGAUUCGAACUCAACAUGGGCAGCGUAAUGCUUGGUCAAAGAACAAGUCAGAACUACACCCGUAUUUCCCCUUCAGUAAAUGCCCCCUGGUUCAGGCGCAAUUUGCCGAGUAUCUCAAGUCAACCCCGAACAAAAAGCACAUCUCGCGGGAGGAAAAGUGGAAGCUGGUGGCAUGGCUCGCCGACCCCAACGCCAGGCCUACGUGCCAGAAGGACUACAGUCGCCGCAACUACGCCCAGAAGACGUACAGAUGGGACGAGAACACCCAGAAGCUCUUUGCCAUACCGAAGAAGGACAAGACCGGGGAUCGCAUUGUCAUCACGGAGGAUGAAAUCCUCAGGGUGGUGGAGAGUGUGCACACGGUAGACCAUGGAGGGUGGGAUGCAACCUGGGAAAGCGUCAGCAAGAAGUACUGCGGCAUCGUCCGGUCCGACAUCAUCUUCCUCGUCAAGAGAUGUGGCAUGUGCAUCAUUGACCCCCGCAAGAGGGCAAAGGGGGUGCAGGCCGAGUCCCCUGGCUCUGCUGAGGCUUCGGCGUCUCCUGAGGCUUCUGCUACGGCUGCUUCUGUGGCCUCUGCUUUUGCUUCGGCUCCUGCUCUUAAUCCUGAUCCGUUGCUUCCAAUGAUGCCCCUGGCCUUCAGUAUCGACUUCCGCGAUUUCCUGCCUGAGGAGUAUCCGUAUGACGAGUAUCCAUAUGUCGACAACGACGGCCAAAACGAGGGCAAUGACGCGAUUGCACUCUGGCAGGCGCCAUCGUGGCAGCAGGAGGAGUGGCAGCAGGAGGAGUGGCUGCAAGACAUUAUGGCCAUCGAUCCCUCCCUGCUCGACAUUACUUACGGAAUCCUGAUGGGCGAGCCUUCGGGUAGCAGCAGCAACAACAACGCUUACCCCGGCUACUAUCUCCAACAGUAG
Trichoderma reesei QM6a is the source of this 2082-nucleotide messenger RNA. RefSeq lists its product as uncharacterized. Bases 1 to 2082 code for a protein of 693 amino acids. The transcript has 8 exons. The record is from RefSeq and is a predicted model, not a curated record. NCBI's taxonomy places the organism in Eukaryota, Fungi, Ascomycota, Sordariomycetes, Hypocreales, Hypocreaceae.